Messenger RNA from Calidris pugnax (ruff), 1456 nucleotides. RefSeq names its product cytochrome c oxidase subunit 7A-related protein, mitochondrial (gene COX7A2L). The transcript has 3 exons. The coding region runs from base 104 to 454 and encodes 116 amino acids. Lineage: Eukaryota; Metazoa; Chordata; Aves; Charadriiformes; Scolopacidae. Gene Ontology annotation, biological process: mitochondrial electron transport, cytochrome c to oxygen; regulation of oxidative phosphorylation; mitochondrial respirasome assembly. The record is from RefSeq and is a predicted model, not a curated record.
AAGGCGUCGCAGCGAGCCGGCUGGGGUCCUUCCGCGCGAGACGUCGCCGCCGCCGCCGCAGCCGGUGGGCCGUUGGGAGGGCGCGUGCCGGUGGCCCCCAGCCAUGUACUACAAGUUCAGCGGCGUCACGCAGCGGCUGGUCGAGGCCGCCGCCUCCGCCGCCUACAACCCCCAGGGACUCAAACCAAUAGUUUCCACUGAAUCCCCACCUCUGAGUUUUGGGACAACAAGUAAACUUGCUUCAGAUUUACCAGCAACUGAUUCUUUCUUGGGUAAAAACAAGGUGCCAGACCUACAGAAAAUUUUUCAGAAAGCAGAUGGGCUGCCAGUACACCUGAAACGAGGAGUUCCAGAUAAGCUGCUUUAUCGGACCACUAUGGCUCUAACAAUAGGCGGGACUAUCUACUGUCUAAUAGCACUGUACAUGGCCUCACAACCAAGAAACCAGAAGUAAAUGAACCACAACUCAUGGGACUCGUGACACUUCUCUGAAGGACCUCCUGCAUGUAUCUCUUUGCACUUGCUUUAAUUCUGUGAUCAUGUAGGGUUCAUUGUUCAGAUAAAAUUUCUUGGAGAAAAUGUUUUUAACUUGGUUGCCUUAUGUGUUCUAGAAACCAAUAUAAACAGACUUAAAAACAUCAUCUUAACAUAUGGUUGUAGCUUUGAAUUUGUUGUCUUGCAGAAGCGUGUGAACAGUUGGAGAAAGUUAAGCUUUUCCUUCCUUCCCUCCCCCAACUUAAACAAUGUUAGAGACAGGGCAAGACAAAUACUUAGUGGGCUGUGCUCCACAUUCCUUAGUGGGAAGAUGCUGCUGCUUUCCAAAACAGUAAAAGCAAAUAAUUUCAUUAUUUUAACAUACUAGGAACCUGUUUCUGUCAUGCACAGCUCAUUUUACAUUAGCAGGUGGAAGCAGAACUUUUCCAAAUGGUGGUAUACUAUUAAGUAUUUGUACCUCUGGUGGUAGGGCAAAGGGGCUUAUCUCCUUGAGUAUUUAAAGUGGAUUUAUUUGAUAAUGCUAGCAUCACUGAAUGCAGCAGAGUGCACCAGUAUUGUAGCAUCAAUUAUACCAGUUUUUGGACUUUUGUCAGACUGUCUUAUUGUGCAAUAAAGUUAACUACGUGAAUAAUAAACCAGGCAAGUCUUGAAAGUCUCAGACCACUUCAGCUGGCCUGGUAGUGAAAUAAACAAACUGGUACACCCUUAUUUAAGUCCAACUUCUAGGUCUCAAAUCAGACAAUUCAGCUACCUUACUGUAAUCUUUUUGAGAUGAUAAUCCUCUUAAAAUGUCUUCUCAAAACUUAUUGGGUGUUUAACUACAAUUGUUGUAAAACAGGUCACUGUCACAGCUGCAUAUUAUUUUCAGUGCACACACAUACCUAUUUGUGUACACACACACACAUUUCCUUUGCUGUGUGGGUGGAAGAGAGACAAGCCAAUAAAACCUUUUAUCAUUCUC